UCUUAACCUAAUUCAUUUUACGUUUACACAAUAUCAAAAUGAAGAAAAUUCCGAAAACAUGGAAAGAAUUAGGCGUAACUUUGCACGAAGAAGUUGAAAAUAGUAUUGAAUCCUUAAAUUUUCCCACUAUGACACCUGUCCAGGCCCAUACCAUACCUCAACUAUUAAAUAAAAAGGAUGUUGCUGUGGAGGCUGUUACAGGAUCGGGAAAGACCUUAGCUUUCCUAAUACCUCUACUUGACAUACUGAAGAAAAGAGAAGCUGAAGAGAAUUGGAAGAAGCAUCAAGUGGGUGCUAUCGUUUUGUCUCCAACUCGAGAACUCGCCUUACAAACUAAAAACGUUCUUGAGCAACUGUUAACUUCUGUCAAGAAUUUGACACAAAUAUUAUUUGUCGGCGGAAACAGUGUUGACGAAGAUAUACUUAAUUUUAAGCGUAAUGGUGGCAAUAUUGUGAUUUGCACACCCGGUAGGUUAGAGGAUUUAUUAACAAGGAGGCAAGAUAUAAACUUAUCGAGCCAUGUUAAGACUUUGGAAAUUUUAGUGUUGGAUGAAGCAGACCGAUUGUUAGAUUUAGGUUUCCAGAAUUCGAUAGACACAAUUUUAAGUUACUUACCGAGGCAGCGGCGGACAGGUCUGUUUUCCGCUACGCAGACAAAGGAAGUCGAAAAUUUGAUUCGGGCCGGUUUACGCAACCCUGUACUAGUAAGCGUCUCGGCGAAAGCCGCUCAAAGCACGCCUGAAUUACUAGAAAACUAUUAUAUCAUCACCAAAAAUGACGGUAAACUGGCAUCGCUGAUAUGCUUCUUGGAAGCGAAGCACGUACAAAAGGCGAUGCUGUUUUUACCGACAUGCGCAACGGUGGAUUACUGGGCGAGAGUUUUUCCUCACAUCUUGCCCAAGAAGUUAGAUUUACCGGUAAUGGCGAUACAUGGAAAAAUGAAAGUCAAACGGAAUAAGGUCCUAGAAAAUUUUCGAAAUGCUUCGAAAGCACUGCUCUUAUGUACAGACGUUAUGGCCAGAGGAAUCGACAUACCGGAAAUGGACUGGGUGCUACAAUGGGACCCACCGGCAAACGCUAGUGCUUUCGUCCACAGAGUAGGUCGAACAGCCCGGCAGGGGCAACAAGGUUCCGCUUUGAUUCUCCUUUUAGAAAACGAAGCGGCUUACGUACAUUUCAUCGAGACUAACCAAAGAGUCAAGCUGAAUCUUCUGGAAGAUGUCGCUACUGACGAAAAGAUAGAAGAAUUAAGGGAUAAAAUCAGAAACUUGCUCAAAACGGAUCGUGCUAUAAUCGAAAAAGCCACACAGGCAUUCGUUUCACAUGUCAGGGCAUAUUCAAAACAUGAGUGUUCGUUGCUGUUACGAGUGAAGGAAUUACCGUUGGGUGCUAUGGGCGCUGCAUAUGGGUUACUACAACUCCCCAAGAUGCCAGAACUCAAAAAUCGAGAUCUGUCCGAUUUUCCCGAAGUUCUCCAGUUGGACAUAAAUACAAUUCCAUACAAAGAUAAGACGAGAGAAAAGAUCCGGAAGCAGAAAUUGGAACAGUACCAGAAAACGGGUGUUUGGCCUGGCCACAAGCAGAAAUUCAUUAGAAAGCCUUCAGAACCUUGGUCGAUCACCAAACAAAAGAAAGAGGAUCGAAAAGAAAAAAAACUGAAGAGGAAGCAGUCGAAGCAAGCAAAACUGGCAAAGAACGAACCCCUGAAAAAGAAACGAAAAGGUAUAAGCGACGAGGACUUGGAGGAAUUAAAGAAAGACGUAGCGUUGCUGAAGAAACUAAAGAAAAAGAAGAUUUCGGAUGAAGAUUAUGAAAAAGAAAUCGGUUUGUUGUAAUUUUUUUUAAAAUAAAAUCGUGUUGAUGUUUU
Anoplophora glabripennis (Asian longhorned beetle) is the source of this 1867-nucleotide messenger RNA. RefSeq names its product probable ATP-dependent RNA helicase DDX55 homolog. The record is from RefSeq and is a predicted model, not a curated record. NCBI's taxonomy places the organism in Eukaryota, Metazoa, Arthropoda, Insecta, Coleoptera, Cerambycidae. Gene Ontology annotation, cellular component: nucleolus. The transcript has 10 exons. Gene Ontology annotation, molecular function: ATP binding; nucleic acid binding. Bases 39 to 1835 code for a protein of 598 amino acids.